GACUGGAUGAAAAGUCUUCAGGCAUUUUGCAGUCUACGAAAAUCAACGCAAUCCUCUUCCAAUAAACGGCUUAGACAGGUCAGCAGUCUUCAUUUGCACAUAGAAGAAGCACACAAGCUGCCAGUCAAACAUUUCACUAGUCCUUAUUGUAACAUCUACCUGAACAGUGUACAGGUAGCAAAGACACAUGCCAGGGAGGGCCAGAACCCGGUUUGGUCUGAAGAGUUUUUCUUUGAUGAUUUAUCACCGGAUAUAAACCGAUUUGAAAUUAGCCUAAGUAACAAAACAAAGAAAAGCAAAGAUCCUGACAUAUUAUUUAUGCGCUGCCAGUUAAAUCGACUGCAAAAAGGACAUGCAAUAGAUGAAUGGUUUCAACUCAGUUCUCACAUACCAUUGAAAGGUAUAGAGCCAGGGUCUCUGCGUGUCCGAGCGAGGUACUCUAUGGAGAAAAUCAUGCCAGAAGAAGAGUACAGCGAGUUUAAAGAGCUUAUACUUCAGAGGGAGCUGCAUGUUGUGAAUGCAUUGUCACACGUAUGUGGACAGGAUCGAACACUACUUGCUAGCAUUUUACUGCGGAUUUUCCUACAUGAAAAAAUGGAAUAUCUACUUUUGAGAACACUAAAUGACAAAGAGAUCAGCGUGGAAGAUGAAGCUACAACUCUUUUCCGAGCAACAACCUUGGCUAGCACGCUGAUGGAGCAGUAUAUGAAAGCUACCGCCACUCCAUUUGUUCACCAUGCCCUGAAAGACACCAUUCUAAAAAUAAUGGACAGCAAACAGUCAUGUGAGCUGAAUCCCUCCAAGCUGGAGAAGAAUGAAGAUGUGAAUGCUAAUUUGGCCAACCUCUUGACUUUACUUUCAGAAUUGGUGGAGAAGAUUUUUAUGGCAGCAGAAAUACUUCCUCCAACUCUGAGAUAUAUAUAUGGGUGCUUACAGAGAUCUGUUCAACAGAAGUGGCCUUCUAAUACAACAAUGAGGACAAGAGUUGUUAGUGGCUUUGUUUUUCUGCGCCUAAUCUGCCCUGCCAUCCUUAAUCCAAGAAUGUUUAAUAUUAUCGCAGACUCUCCUUCGCCAACUGCAGCAAGAACAUUGACGCUGGUCGCCAAGUCUUUACAAAAUUUAGCGAAUUUGGUUGAAUUUGGAGCCAAAGAACCUUACAUGGAAGGAGUGAAUCCAUUCAUUAAAAGUAACAAACACCGCAUGAUCAUGUUCUUAGAUGAACUUGGGAACGUUCCUGAGCUACCGGAUACUACUGAACACUCUAGGACAGACCUGUCCCGCAAUUUGGCAGCUUUACAUGAGAUGUGUGUGGCACAUUCUGAUGAACUCCGAACCAUUAGUAAUGAACGAGGUGCCCAGCAGCAUGUCCUCAAAAAGCUUCUAGCAAUCACAGAACUACUUCAACAGAAACAAAAUCAGUAUUCGGUAACGAACAACACCAGGUAGCACACCCUCCUCCGCCUGCUCUGCAUGCAAACACCUGGAAAUUUCUUCACAAUAUCACUUCCUUUUUGCUCUUUCCAAAAAACAAGCAAAACAAAAUAGCACAUGAUAGCCACAUGUGAUGUGUGAGACUAUGCAGCAAAAAAAAAUAAAACAUUUCUGCCGACAACCCUGUGCCAGCAGCGUUAGGGGGUUCCAUCUCCGGAAACCUGGUCCACAGAAAUUGCACGUUUCACACUUUGAACUGACUUCAAGUCUGAGCCUUCCUCUACUGAACUCAGAAGACCCCAGUUCAGUGCAUAAUGCCAAAGUCUACAAUUCCAAAACCCAGUGGCUGACAGUAGACAAGUUCCGCUCCCUGACGGUCAUUUAUAACUGGAUUUCAAGCUAUUUUUAUACUGGUAUUUUUAACUGGUUUCUGUUAUCACUUGCGACUGUUAAACCAACCUGAAAAAAUAUGUAGUUUUGUCUUCAAAAACUGAUGAUGAAGCAAGUGCUACUAUUUUAUUUUUGUCCUGUCUUUCAGGGAUCAUGUUAAGUUUUGGAAAGAUGUUUUAUGCAUCACUGAUUUAUGGUAGAUGUUUUCCAUCAAAGCCAUGUAUAAUGAAAAGCUUUUUGUAAAGUGUUUACACAAGUAAAUUGAUUUCCUUAAAUUUAUUGAUCGUUGUAUUUGAUGUGCAUGCAUUAAACAGUUUUGUAAAGUA
Messenger RNA from Bufo gargarizans (Asiatic toad), 2147 nucleotides. RefSeq names its product ras GTPase-activating protein 1. NCBI's taxonomy places the organism in Eukaryota, Metazoa, Chordata, Amphibia, Anura, Bufonidae. Gene Ontology annotation, biological process: regulation of GTPase activity. The record is from RefSeq and is a predicted model, not a curated record. The annotation marks the transcript as partial. The transcript is spliced from 13 exons.